GCCCUGCGGGCUCACACUGCCCCGGCACGCCUGCUCUACCUCGUCAGAGGGGGAAUGUUUUUAGGAUCACAUAUUGUUUAUUACAAAGUUUUCUUGUAAGGAAUUUAAAAGAAUCUUUGCUUUAUGAGAGAGUGCAACAUUCGAACAGCAGGUACAGUAGUUGAGUCCACUUUCCCACAUUUCUAAACCCUGAAAGGCAUUUCUGUUGCUUUUCUUGUGCAUCCUGUGUUCCCACUAUGUCCGUGCUGUCUCUCCGCCCGGCUGAAAUUUCCUUAGACCGCAGCCACUUACUUUCCUUCCAUUUUUAUGUUGCAGUCUGUUUACACUGACCGCUCUAGGCAGUCCAUGGUCAGAAUACUGUGUGAGAUUAUUGCUUGUUUACUUGGUUUGCUGGGCUGGUUUAAAAUGCAAAGAGAAAGGCCGGUAGACCUCUGUUACUAUUGUUCACCGUGAGCAAUGCGAAGACUAAUUCCUCUAAGGCAGAGAUAGGUGACUGCACUUUUAUUCUUUAAGAGAAAGUUUCAGUCUUCAUAAUUUCUUUCCUCCUCUGUGCUUUUGCUCUGCUUCCUCUCUCUGGAAACUUCUUCCUCCUUCCUUCCCCUCCCCCCGUCAUCUGCCCAGUCUACCCUCUCCAUGUGACAAUAGCCCUCAUCUUCUCACAUGUCUUUAAGGGUCUCCUCUGGAGUUUCCUAAAUCUCCCCAAGUUGGUUUGGCCAUUCUCUCUGUAGGGCUCCUUUGUCCCUUGUAAACUUGGUGCUGUCAUAGCAGCAGUCUCUGUGUGGGUCCCUCCGUGCUGGAAUAUGAAGAAGCAUAGUAAGGGCUGAAACCUUGUCCUGGUGUCAUGCCUGGCGGGCUGAGCAUGUUAUGUGGCCCAUAUUCGCAGCUUAGUGGAUGUUGGAUGAAUUAAUAACGUGCGUACCCCCGGCGUAAGGUCACGAGAAAGACAACCACUUACUCUCCUUCCCCGUGUGCUGUCUCCUGUUGCAUACACACUGAAGUUACCUUCUGGGAUGUGCAGGCUUCUAGUAGUUUCUGCCUUUGGAAUGCAACCUAUAGUCAACCAGGAAACAGACUUCUUCGUGGCAGGAGAGUAAGAAAUAAGGGCCGCUAGCUUUACAUGGACAACGCCCGGUCUCCUACCGCACUCCUUUGUAUGUGAAACAACGAAACAGAUGCGGGGCUGUGGUGGCAACAGACAGGACGCCUGACUGACCAGCGACCGUGGAGGGAGGACUGGAAGGUGGUUCGCAGCACACGACUUGGUACUUCCCUCGAUGCUCAUACUCAUGGUUUUUGGAAUCUUUCUGUGCCUGGAUGCAUUUCUGUAUGUGUUCACCCUGCUUCCUUUAAGAGUUUUCCUGGCACUAUUCAGGCUCUUCACUCUGCCAUGCUAUGGCUUAAGGGACAGACGUCUGCUUCAGCCUGCUCAGGUGUGUGACAUCCUGAAGGGUGUCAUUUUGGUGAUCUGCUAUUUCAUGAUGCACUACGUUGACUAUUCCAUGAUGUAUCACCUGAUAAGGGGGCAGUCCGUCAUCAAGCUAUACAUCAUCUACAAUAUGCUGGAGGUAGCAGAUCGUCUGUUUUCAUCAUUUGGACAAGAUAUAUUAGAUGCUCUCUACUGGACCGCAACAGAGCCUAAAGAGAGAAAAAGAGCCCAUAUCGGAGUGAUUCCUCACUUUUUAAUGGCCGUCCUCUAUGUCUUUCUGCAUGCAAUUCUCAUCAUGGUUCAAGCAACUACCCUCAACGUGGCUUUCAACUCCCACAACAAGUCGCUGCUCACCAUCAUGAUGUCCAAUAAUUUUGUUGAAAUUAAAGGAAGUGUUUUCAAGAAGUUUGAAAAGAACAAUCUUUUCCAGAUGUCAAACAGCGAUAUUAAGGAACGAUUCACGAAUUAUGUGCUUUUGCUAAUCGUGUGUCUAAGAAACAUGGAGCAGUUUUCCUGGAAUCCAGAUCACCUCUGGGUGUUGUUUCCAGAUGUCUGUAUGGUGAUUGCAUCGGAAACCGCCGUGGAUAUUGUAAAACAUGCCUUCAUCACCAAGUUCAAUGACAUUACUGCAGAUGUCUACAGUGAAUAUAGAGCCAGCCUUGCUUUUGACCUUGUUAGCAGCCGACAGAAAAAUGCGUAUACUGAUUACAGCGACUCUGUGGCACGGAGGAUGGGGUUCAUUCCUCUCCCACUAGCUGUUUUGCUCAUCAGAGUCGUCACAAGUUCAAUUAAAGUGCAAGGAAUCCUGUCUUACGCCUGCGUCAUUCUCUUCUAUUUUGGGUUGAUCUCCCUCAAAGUCCUUAAUAGCAUCGUGCUGUUGGGGAAGUCGUGUCAGUAUGUGAAGGAGGCCAAGAUGGAAGAAAAGUUGUUCCAUCCUCCUCCGGCCAGCACGCCGGGCAAACCGCCCCCUAAGUCACAGAAUAAAUGUAAACCCUCUCAAGAAGAAAACCUGUCGGCUUCGGUCACCAGCCAGCCCGUUCAUCCGAAGGAAAACGUCAUACCCUUACUGGUCACAAGCAGCUCCGACCAGUUCCUGACGACCCCAGACGGCGAUGAGAAGGACAUAGCGCAGGAGAGCUCUGAACUAAAGCACAGGUCCUCGAAGAAAGAUUUGCUGGAGGUAGACAGGUUCACAAUCUGUGGGAACCGAAUCGACUGAGCUCUGCGGCCGAGUCCUGGGGCGGGAGACGCUGCUCCCGGGAUGGACAGAUGCAAAAAAUGGCACUUAAAUAUUUAUUUAAAAACUUAAAUUAUUAAUGGAAAGCGAAUCUUAAUAUCUUUCUUCCAGUAAUGUGGUCUGGCUGCAGGUCAGGUCACAGAGCAGCAGCGACCUCCAGCCUGGACCCUGGAAACCUGACAGGUGAGGAGAGGCCCCGGCGUGGCCCAGAGCAGUCCCUCCGGGGCCUUGCGGGGCCGCCUCACAGUCACCUCGUCGUAGCCGACUGCGCUUCCGGAACCUCGAGCUCUCCCUCGGGGCCUCUUCCCCACAGGACAUACCUGGAAAACUGUGAAGCUUCUACCAUGACAUCACCUUUCCAGCUCAUGCUGUUUUCACCAACAGAUUUCAGACUUUCCUUCAUUUGCCAAAGCAUUAAAAAAAAAAGUGAUUAAAACUUAAGUCAAGAUAAAUGUUCUUACAACCAGAAUAAUCCUUGAAGAUGUUUCUGAAUUAAUCAGAAUAAAAGGCUACCUAAAAUCUUUCAUGAAGAAUAGAAGCAUUUUAUAGGAAGGAACCCUAAGCUGGUUUGUUUAUUUAAAAAAUAUUCGUUAAUGAAGGUUAUGCAUCACAGAGAAAACGUUUCAUAAUAUUUCAGUUUUCUCUUUAAAGCAAAAUGUGAGCUGUGUAUUGUUCAGUUGAAUGGAGAGAAUAGAAAUACCCUCACCAAAAGGCACUUUUCAUACUGAAAAAGCAGAGCAGUGUUAACUUUCUUGUAUCGUUAACUGGUUUUGCUUUAAAACUAAUUGCUUCAUAAAUUGUUACAGUUAAAAGGACCUGAUGCUGAAUGGGCUGAAGAAUUGUUCAGAACCCAAAGGUGUCGAUGUUAACUGAGGUUUUAAAGUGACAGUUUUAAAUUAAAUACUCUAAGUGGUCUGGGCAGCGUCUUGCUUGGGCUUAAAACACGCAUCAGUCUUUCUGACCGGAGGGUCGGUGGGUGUGCCCGCGCUGGGGGCGCCCGGGGCCGCCGUCUGGGUGUGGGGAGCCCGCUGUGACUGGACGCUGGGAACAGCAGCCAAAGGUGCUUUUUGGUUUUGUUCAAGAUCGAGAUUCCCUUUCUGCUUAAUUACUGGUCUGUGGCCUGCAUCAUAGGACAAGUUAUUUCCCACCAGUUUUAUCUUGAGAAACCUUUCUGCAGUUUUAUAAAACUUUUACAGUGUCUCAUUUCAGAAUGUCCAGAUGUUACUGUUCACUGCCAUUUCCUUUGAUGUUUUCAUUUUGAAGCUCAGCUCUUGUGCUGAUACUUCAGGCAUGUGACCUGCAGAAAGUAAAUUUUGGGGGAUUUCUCUUAUUUCCUGGGUGAGAUGUAAAGCAAGCUUUAAUUGUUUCAUGAGAAAUAUGGAAGUGGAUUUUAAUGUUUUGCAUCAGCCAAGGAAAUCUGAAGAUGAAUGUUCACGUAGGGUAAAAAAUAAAGUCCUGUUGAUGCUUUUGUGAACCCAGUCAGUACUGUAAGUUAAAGAUGAAAAGAGUUUUGUGUAUGUUUCAGUGCAGCCCCGUUUUAGAAUUAUACUUUGUUCCGUCUCCUCUUUACCACCGGAAGCAACAGUGUCCACGUGAAUGGAAUAGUUUGGGGGAAACUUUGCCAAAUGUAGCCCUGAUCAGUGCAAGAGUAUGAUUUGGGUGUAUCUUUCCAUUCAUCUUGAAUUAGCCUGUUAUUAUUGUGCUGUCAUUUUUGGAAGAUUUCAUUUCCUUUGCAGGAUAUAUUGGGAGUUGGGAAUGAUGUUCAUUUCUUCUGCUAAAAUGGCAUUCAGUACUAAUUUUAUAAGUGCAUCUUGUGUGAAACUCAAUAAAUCCAAUUUUGUAAUCUUUUUUAAAAAGGUCAUUGAAUUUAUUUAAGGUUUACUGCUCUGUUUGCUGGCGUAAAUUUCCGACUCUGUAAUAAGAACUUACUUCUAAUUGA
Molecule: messenger RNA, 4602 nt
Organism: Suricata suricatta (meerkat)
Lineage: Eukaryota; Metazoa; Chordata; Mammalia; Carnivora; Herpestidae
Gene: TAPT1
Product: transmembrane anterior posterior transformation 1
Exons: 13
Coding region: 1275-2645 (456 amino acids)
Biological process (GO): positive regulation of cilium assembly; maintenance of protein localization in endoplasmic reticulum
Cellular component (GO): ciliary basal body; endoplasmic reticulum membrane
Source: RefSeq, a predicted model, not a curated record